AUGCAGGUUUUGUACAUCUGCAGGAAGAAGUUCCAUGCCCUAAACGUUCAAAAAGUGACGGGCCUCCUACUGGGAGACAACGGAUAUACGUGCAGUCAGCAUCUCUUGACACCAGUCCUCGGUGCACGGCCGGAUAGUCCAGAAGAAGAGUACAACACACGACCCAAAUCUACAAGAAAUGCCAUUGAAAGAGUGAUCGGGCAACUGAAAAACAAGUUCAGGUGCCUUAUCCGAAAACUUGAAAUCUCCUUAGACACAACAAAGGCUGUGAUAGUAGCGGCAUGUGUGCUCUUCAACAUUGCCAAGGACCACAACGAUGAGGAUGAUUUUAGUUCAGACUCUGACACGGACUACGAAUCAAGCGGUUCAAGCGACUCCAGUUCCGAAAGUGAUGAAACUCCCGCGGAUCCUCCAAGUGGAACUGCGUUCAGGUCGCAGUUCAUACAAAUCAAUUUUUCUUCAGGAAUGGUUGCUGCUGGACCUCCCUCUUGAAUUGUUGCUGUAAAAUCUUCAUUUGAAGAUUGUGUUGCUGCUGGU
Ixodes scapularis (black-legged tick) is the source of this 537-nucleotide messenger RNA. RefSeq lists its product as uncharacterized. NCBI's taxonomy places the organism in Eukaryota, Metazoa, Arthropoda, Arachnida, Ixodida, Ixodidae. The record is from RefSeq and is a predicted model, not a curated record. The transcript has 4 exons. The coding region runs from base 1 to 492 and encodes 163 amino acids.